CCCCCCUCCCGGACAUUACGGCAAGGGACAUUAAAGAACAAGGAAUGGCUGAAACGAGUGUGGAACAAGAAUCGAGGGUACCGGGAUAUCAACGGACUCGGUGAAAUUUAGGUGAAUGAAACUAGGUUGUGUAUAGUCACGUGCCGGCACAUGCCUUCCCUCCGAGUUACCGUCAUAGUCAAAGAGUGUCGGAUUUUCGCGACCUCUGCCAUACCAAAGACUAUCAAAUCAGUAAAACGGGGAGGUCCACGGAACUUACACCAAGCGGUCUAUGAUCGGCAAAGAGCCUGGUGCCCUGCGGAGUCUGCAAAAGUGGUCUCCUCCCCCGCAUUCAAGAGUUCCGCAUCCACGUCCGAGCUCGAAAGGCGAGUGCUUACGCUACAAAAUAUGCAAGUACCAUCAGAUGUCCCGGAAGCAACUUCGGAGUCUGUCGCGCGCUCUCUCUCUUACACGGAUGAGGAGCUAUCCUCCAUGUACGAAGACUUAUUGGAAAUACCGCGGACUCAAAAAUGUGUAGAGGUCAGGAAGCUCUCUGAAGAAGACAGGGAUACACCUGCCAUAAUUGAAGUAAGAGAACGGGUGCAAAUUUACGUACGUUGUUCACUUUAGAAAGAUGGAGUUACGCACUUACAGAUCUUAUAGAUGCGCGAUGGAGAUUUUUCUAGUGCGGAAAGGGCAGUAGAGUCUUUGAAGGU
Suillus bovinus is the source of this 695-nucleotide messenger RNA. RefSeq lists its product as uncharacterized. The record is from RefSeq and is a predicted model, not a curated record. Bases 151 to 609 code for a protein of 152 amino acids. The transcript has a single exon. NCBI's taxonomy places the organism in Eukaryota, Fungi, Basidiomycota, Agaricomycetes, Boletales, Suillaceae.